AGCAGUGAAGAUGGAAAUGUGAACAGAGAUGUCUUCAUUCCAAAUCCAGCUUGCCUUGAUCUUGUCAAAUAUGAGUGGAUUGGUCAGCUCAUGGGAGCAUGCUUCAGAGGGAAAGAGAUCUUGAUUGUGUCUCUAUCCCAGUACAUUUGGAAGCGUUUGUUUGGUGAAAGCUACUCGUGGUCCCAGGACUUUGCCACUGUGGAUUCAGCAGAAGUGAAAAUAAUUGACAACCUGGCAAAAAUGGACCAUGAAACUUUCACAGCUGCCGGCAGAAGCUGGAGUAUGGUUCUUAGUGAUGGCACAUCAGUCAAUAUCAAAGUGGACGGUCAGGGAAAUCCUGUUCCACUUGCAUACGAAGACAGAGCAGAGUAUGCCUCAAAAGUGAGGGAAAUAAGGCUCUCAGAAUGUGACAAACAGUUGAAGGCUAUGAGAGCUGGUUUGCUUAAAGUCAUCCCUGAAGCUGUGCUGGACUUGCUGACAUGGCAGGAACUAGAGUCACGUAUUUGUGGGGAGCCAGAAAUUACUGUUGAAUCCCUUAAAAAAAAUACUUACUACAGUCUCAUUGACGAAGAUGAUCCAAGGAUCGAAAUGUUUUGGAGUGCAGUGAAAAAUUUUUCUAAUGAAGACCGGAGCCACUUGCUGAGAUUUAUAACAGGGAGAAGGAGACUUCCUGUGUCCAUCUUCAUUACAGCUGGGAGGAU
Molecule: messenger RNA, 701 nt
Organism: Aplysia californica (California sea hare)
Lineage: Eukaryota; Metazoa; Mollusca; Gastropoda; Aplysiida; Aplysiidae
Product: E3 ubiquitin-protein ligase HECTD3
Molecular function (GO): ubiquitin-protein transferase activity
Source: RefSeq, a predicted model, not a curated record